UUGAUGUUUACACAACUCUAUGCUGAUUACUCUACAUUUCAUCAGCAUGUGGCAGCACAGAAUGGUUGACCGUUCUUAAAGUAGCAUCAUUUUUUACCGAAUAUUUAAAUAAGAGAUGAACUGAAAGGCUUGAUUACUUAAAAAGAAGAUUAUUUUAAAUCGCAGCAAUGUCCAGUCGCAUCUGUAACCAGUGCGGUUGCACUGACAUUGACAUCGAUUCGGCACGAGGCGAUGCCGUGUGUACGGGAUGUGGCUCUGUUCUGGAGGACCAGAUUAUCAUCUCAGAAGUUCAGUUCCAGGAGAACUCUGGCGGGGGUUCCUCGCUAAUUGGCCAGUUUGUGUCAUCCGAAGGACAGAAGUCCUUCUCCAUUGGUGGAGGUUUUACCCAUGGCAUGCAGAAGGAGUCCAGGACAGUCACUCUUCAGAAUGGCAAGAGAAGAAUACAACAGUUGGCGAGCCAGAUGAACUUGAAUCAGCACUGCGUGGAUACAGCCUUCAACUUCUUCAAGAUGGCGGUGUCCAAGCAGAUGACCCGAGGUCGCAAACAUACCCAUGUCAUUGCUGCUUGCCUCUACCUGACAUGCAGAGCAGAAAAAACGCCUCACAUGCUGUUGGAUUUCAGCGAUGUACUACAGGUGAACGUCUACACGUUGGGAAGGACCUAUCUCCACCUUGCCAAAGAGCUGUGCAUCAACCUACCAGAUGUCGAUCCGUGUCUGUACAUUUCAAGGUUUGCCCAUGCAUUAGAGUUUGGUGACAAGACACAUGAGGUUUCCAUGACAGCCAUGCGUCUCACUCAAAGGAUGAAGAGGGACUGGAUGUCCACCGGACGACGACCCAGUGGUCUUUGUGGGGCAGCUCUUCUAGUGGCAGCCAGGAUCCAUGACUUCUCUCGGUCAGUGAAGGAAGUGAUCAAGGUUGUCAAGGUGUGCCAUGCCACUCUGAAAAAAAGGUUAAUAGAAUUUGAGGAAACACCUUCAAGCCAGUUGACAAUAGAAGAGUUUCAGACCAUAGAUCUGGAAGAGGAGCAAGAUCCCCCCUGCUUUACUGAGGGGAAACGCAGAGCAAAAAAGCUUCAGGAGCAGAGCAAGUUGCCAGACAUGACGGAGGAGGUGUCCAAACUUCAAAAGGAGAUAGAGAAAACCCUCGCAGAGCAGAAACCUAGAGGACCCUGGGCAGCGUAUGCUAAGAUGGCCGAUGACAGCACCUCUGUUGAUUCCGAUGUAUCGCGUCUCAGUGACGUUUUUGAUGGAGAAAGUUCCGUAGACUCGGGUAGAACCAGUAGCAUUGAUUCCUCCCCCCUCAUUCACCACAGUAAAACGGAUAUGAAACAUGUGGAUUACAGUCCAUGCAAAAACGACAUUGGAGAACUGAGUUGGAAUAGUAAAGAGGAAAAAGUGACUCUCAGUAAUACCAGCAGUAAUGAAGAUGAAAGGGAUUUAUUUAAGACAAAACAAUUGAAGAAUGAUGAAAUUACUCAGGAAUUAGUUAUUGGAUCGAAUGUCUUGGAUAGUUUGGAGAUUGGGUCAUUAAAAAAGGACAAAGCAGGAGUUGCCUGUUUGAAGCUGGCUGUUCAGGAUAUCGUGUCAGACUGUAUUGGUGAAGAUGGGGAGAAUUCUAGGUGCGCAACGGACGAAGGGAAUGAAGAAUUGGACCUCACUGGCAUUGACGAUGAUGAACUCGAUUAUUUUUUGUUGUCGGAGAAAGAGGUUUUAGUUAAGACCAAGAUAUGGAUGACAGAAAAUGAAGACUAUUUGGAGGAACAGAGAAUUAAAGAAGAGAAAAGAAGGAAAGAGGAGGAGGAGGAAGCCAAAAAACCACCUGAAAAAAGAAAAAAGAAGCAUGUACGUAAGAAGCGGACACCAAUGCCAGAGGCAGCUACGCCCCAGGAAGCCAUUCAGAGGAUCCUGCAGGAGAAGAGGAUAUCAUGCAAGAUAAACUAUGAUGUUCUCAAUGACCUUAACGUGAAGUCUGCCACGAUCAAAACUGACAUGGUGAAGCCAACAAGUUCUUUCCUGCAAGAUAUCGACAACAUAAAGCCAGUGUCGAGAAUUCGUAGCAGCGUCAGCUUUGAUCUCAGUCAUGAGAAACAGCCCCCUAGUAAGAAAUUAAAGACGGAGAAGCAAGAGUUGCCUCCCAUGCUGCCCCAGGCCAAAGAAGAGCGGGAACCAGAAGUGGUCGUGGAAUCUGGACCAGUGCAAUACGAACAGAAAGACGAUGGCUACGGUGAUGAGGAAGAUGCGGAUGGAUAUGAUGAUGAUGAAGAGCAUCACCUGAGUGCUGCACAGUUGCUAGGACACACUGUGUCAAUGGAGGAUGAGUAUGGCUAUGACAUGGAUUGAAACUGAAAGUACCUACCAGCCAAUCCCCAGAUCUCCAACACCCACCUCACAUUCUACCGUGCAAUAGAGACAUCAGGGAUCAGAAUGGGCUGUGGAGGUGGCUUUAAUUUAGUUCAAUAUGCGGACCGUUAGUAUUGAUUUGCUUCAAUCAGUGCCCAACUAGUCGACUGGGCCAUUAACAGUCAUAUCUGUCUGUUGUUCAACUGAUUGACUGUGAGUGUUAAACGUACAGACUGUUAGUAUUGAUUUGCAGACUGUUAGUAUUGAUUUGCUUCAAUCAGUGCCAAACUGGUUGACUGGGCCAUCAACAAGUCAAAUCUGUCUGCUGUACCAAAUCAAUUGGUGGACUGUCUAUGGAUGUAACAGAUUUUAAACAACACAAACUGGUUGACUGGUAUUAAAGAGGUCAACUGGAUGCUACAGCAGUGAUUUGUGGGUGUUAAAGCAGAAGACUUCAGGAGUUGGAACUAGAAGAACCUUUUUGUUUGACCCACACAAAGUUGUUAAUUGUGAUGUUUUCAGGUCAUAUGCCCCUAUGCAUGAUUAGCAAAGAUGUUUUGGUGGUCUUUUACGCUAAAACCAGUAAUGUGCAAUUAAUUUAAUUGUGGUGGUGUAUUGACUGGUUUAUGUUUCCAAUAAUUUGGAUUUAGGCAGGGGUUGCGAUUAAAUAUCAUUUUAACAUCUUCUGCCUGUUUUUAGACGGUUAAAACAAAUUGAGUAAAGUUAUGAGUAAGUAAUUAAUUAAAACUUAAGUAUCCAACAAUAAAAUGACCCAAUAAAAUUAUCUAUGUUAAACAAAUCCUGCAGGAGAAUUCCAUAACCUUGCCACGCAGUGUUGAUGAAUUUUUUUUUACAAUUUACAAUUAUUUUACCUAAGCUAUUAUUUAUGUUUACUAAUUACCUCAAUGUUCUUCAGUUGUACAUGUGAUUGUUAAAACUAUGCCUAAAUUCAAUUGAAGCUAACUUCCAAGUCUACCGGUAUUACUGUUUUACUGUUGCUUUAUUUCAUACAAAGGGUAAAAUUGCUCUUAUAUUUAUUGGUAGAUAUUUUGUUUGUCAAUCUAAAUAUAUAUAAAUAAGUAAAUAUAAGUACGCCUAACAGUCAAUGAAAGUAUCCAGAAGCGAACAGGGACAAUCACAAGUUAUCACACACACAGGAAGUCCUCUAGUUUUGGGAAGGGCCUACGCUUUCAAAUUAGUUUAUGUAAUGUUGGCAAGGUCUCGAUGAUCAGGUUUAUUUGUAUGCAGUGUUAAUGUGUGGCAUUCGAAAAUCUUUUUACAACUUAUUUAAAUCAUGUUUUAAUUCUUACAACAUGUUACAGUUAUGCAGUUGUUAAUUUACUGGUCUUAUUUUACUACAACAAGUCAUUGAUAAUAUUGGCAUGCAUGAAAUGGUGAAGAGGUACUUGAAUCUAGACCAUAUUCUUAAAAAAAAUAAACUACCAUUAUUUCUGAUAAUUCCCUCGAUUGCAUGUUGUGUUUAUUUCGGUACAACAAAUAAUUCAAAUUCUCUUAUACAUUUUUUUUUCUGUGCAUAAUAUCUUAUAAAAUGUUUUGUGAUUAAAAAAUAAUGUUUCAGUGCAUUUAAUAUGCAUAUUGACUAUAUCUGGGAAUAUUACCCGGUACAUCAUUUUAAUUUCCAUUUCUGCUAUAUUUUUCUGCACAACAAUUGAGGGCAACUGUUGAAUGACUGGUGAUUAUUUGGAUAAAAUGUUGAAAUCUGGAUAUUUGUCAUCAGGCUUUUAUAUCAAAUAUCUAUUUCAGAACCCAUUCUUUAUAAUCUUUCAUCGGAAAAACUAGGGAGCUUCAUUUUCUCUUCUAAAAUUGCACUGUUCCUGUUUAUAAAACUGCAGCAAACUGUAAUAAUGUGUAUGUGUAAUUGUAUUUUUUUUACUUAACCACUUUUUUCUGCACAUUUCACUGAUUCUUUUUUUACAGUACUAUUCUCUGGGCAUUGUUAACCGAGGCAGCAUGUUUAUUUAUUUGUCUAUUUAUUGUAACAGGAAUGCGUCUUUUUAUCGUUGUAACAGUAAUUUAUUUAUUCAUAUUUAUAUGUACCUGCAGUAUUUCUAGAGUGAAUCAUUCAUUUAAAAUAUGUAUUGUUAACAUUUGUCUGAGUGCAUAUGUAGAAACGUGUAAUGACUUAAGAUAUAAAGGAAUAGACUCAUUGAUGUAAUUUAAUACAGGCUGACCUAUAUAAUGAUUGGAAACUAAAUGGUGCAUUUAAUAGUUGUUUGUACAGUUAUUUGCAGUUAUUAUCUUUAUAGUUAUGUCCUCAACUCUCAAAUGGGGGAUUAAGAAAGGAUAGAUUUCCCUUUUUCAACCUGUAAAUCAAAAGUGAUUGCUGAUAGACAAGACAGAUAUUUAUUCAGGCUUGCACAGUGUACAUUGUCUUAAUAUAUCUGAUAGAAACUGAAACUUAACAAACAUAUUUACCAACAUGUUGUUGUGCACCAAUAUAUUUUGAUUUGAAUGAACAUUAUUGCAUACUUGUAUUGUCAUUAAACUUAAAUGUGGUGAAAACCUUUUGAAGUGUGACCUUUUUGAUAACAACUGGAAAUAAAGCUUGAAAAGUAGAA
This is a messenger RNA of Dreissena polymorpha, 4921 nucleotides long. RefSeq names its product transcription factor IIIB 90 kDa subunit-like. Gene Ontology annotation, molecular function: RNA polymerase III type 3 promoter sequence-specific DNA binding; TBP-class protein binding; RNA polymerase III general transcription initiation factor activity. The record is from RefSeq and is a predicted model, not a curated record. Gene Ontology annotation, cellular component: transcription factor TFIIIB complex; nucleus; transcription preinitiation complex. Bases 168 to 2342 code for a protein of 724 amino acids. NCBI's taxonomy places the organism in Eukaryota, Metazoa, Mollusca, Bivalvia, Myida, Dreissenidae. The transcript has 17 exons. Gene Ontology annotation, biological process: DNA-templated transcription initiation; transcription preinitiation complex assembly; transcription by RNA polymerase III.